This is a messenger RNA of Peromyscus californicus insignis, 3157 nucleotides long. It is a transcript of the gene Lrpap1, whose product is annotated as LDL receptor related protein associated protein 1. Bases 52 to 1131 code for a protein of 359 amino acids. Gene Ontology annotation, biological process: negative regulation of very-low-density lipoprotein particle clearance; negative regulation of receptor internalization. Gene Ontology annotation, molecular function: very-low-density lipoprotein particle receptor binding; lipase binding; low-density lipoprotein particle receptor binding. Gene Ontology annotation, cellular component: plasma membrane; endomembrane system; rough endoplasmic reticulum lumen. Lineage: Eukaryota; Metazoa; Chordata; Mammalia; Rodentia; Cricetidae. The transcript has 8 exons. The record is from RefSeq and is a predicted model, not a curated record.
CCUACACGACCAAGCCUGUCAGUCGGCGAGCCUCAGGCUCUGCAGAGAAAGAUGGCGCCGCGAAGAGAGAGGGUUUCUGCGCUGCCUCGGCUCCAACUGUGGGUGCUGUUGUUUCUGCCGCUGCUGCUCGUGCCCCAGCCCAUCGCCGGUCAUGGCGGCAAGUACUCGCGGGAGAAGAACGAGCCUGAGAUGGCCGCCAAGCGCGAGCCCGGGGAGGAGUUCCGCAUGGAAAAGCUGAACCAGCUAUGGGAGAAGGCCCAGCGGCUUCAUCUGUCUCCUGUGAAGCUGGCGGAACUCCACUCUGACCUGAAGAUACAGGAAAGGGAUGAACUCAACUGGAAGAAGCUGAAGGCGGAAGGCUUGGACGAGGAUGGGGAGAAAGAAGCAAAACUGAUCCACAACCUCAAUGUCAUCUUGGCCAGGUACGGACUGGAUGGGAGGAAGGACACCCAGAUGGUGCACAGCAACGCACUUGAAGACACCCAGGACGAGCUGGGGGACCCCAGGCUGGAGAAGUUGUGGCACAAGGCCAAGACAUCAGGGAAAUUCUCCAGUGAAGAACUGGACAAGCUGUGGCGGGAGUUUCUGCACCACAAAGAGAAGAUCCACGAAUACAAUGUGAUGCUAGACACACUGAGCAGAGCUGAAGAAGGUUAUGAGAACCUUCUCAGUCCUUCCGACAUGAGCCACAUCAAGAGCGACGCGCUGAGCAGCAAGCACAGCGAGCUGAAGGACAGGCUGCGGAGUAUCAACCAGGGCCUAGACCGCCUGAGGAAGGUCAGCCACCAGGGCUACAGCCCCACCACCGAAUUUGAAGAGCCCCGGGUGAUAGAUCUGUGGGACCUGGCCCAGUCUGCCAACUUCACCGAGAAGGAACUGGAGUCAUUCCGGGAGGAGCUCAAGCACUUUGAGGCCAAAAUUGAAAAGCAUAAUCACUACCAGAAGCAGCUGGAGAUUUCCCACCAGAAACUGAAGCACGUGGAGAGCAUCGGUGACCCCGAGCACAUCAGCCGCAACAAGGAGAAGUACGUGCUGCUGGAGGAGAAGACCAAGGAGCUGGGCUACAAGGUGAAGAAGCAUCUGCAGGACCUGUCCAGCAGGGUCUCGAGAGCUCGGCACAAUGAGCUCUGAGGACCAGGAGCUGCCAGCAGAGAGGCUCCUGAGGACACGGGGAGCCGGCAGCAUGUCAUCUGCAUGCACAGCCCCGUGGUAACUGGUGUGGCUGACCACAGUGACGUGGCAAGGAGGAUCCUUGGACACACUAAUGUGAUCCUGCUGUGGUUGGCAAGGACUUCUUUUCUUUCAAGCAAGUGUGUGUGGCUGUCACCACCCUGGUUGAGGGCCGUGGGCACAGCCACCAGUGAGAUAUGGCUGUACUCCAUGCUGCAGCAGCACAGUUUACAUUGAAAUUACAUAAAUCUGUCACUGGAAAUGUUCUGUACGGAGUCCUUAAAUACAUGGCAGGAUUUUGAGCCACCCAGUCCUUACCUGGUAUCUCGAUGGAUGGGUCCAACUAGAGUCAGAGCCAGCACCAUGGCAAAGUAAGUUAUGGAUGAUGGGAGGCGGGAUGGGCUAGUUUAUUUGAAGCAUUUCCCUCAAGGCCCCUAUCCUCUGUCUCAUGGUCCCCAGACAAUCACUGUCCCCACUUCACUCACCCUCUCGCCCUCCUCGGUGUCCUGACCCCAGGUAGUUUGAAAUCAAGAGCCCAGUAGAGGUGAGAUUUCAGGAAGAAGAUGGCAGAAGUGAAAGCCAGCAGGUGUGGAGGGGUGGGGGGGAGAGUCAGGGGUCAUUUUGUGCCUCCCCAAAUACCCUGAUGGGCUUCCAUGUCCAGACUCAGUAUUUGAUCCCUCACACAGGAGAUAGUCAAAAGGACCUCUGACCCCUGCAGCCGAUCCUGGAAGAUCAGGCCAUUGGGCUCGAUAGUGUCAGGAUCUCAGCUUAAAAGUUGAAAUCUGCCUAACAGGAGUACACAGUUAACGUUGUUUGUAAGAACAUCAAAGCUGGAGAGAUAACUUAGUAAAUAAAAUGCUUGCUCUGCAAGCUUGAGGUCUAUAGAAUUCAGAUCUCCAGAACCAUGUAAAUGCCUUGUGGGUGUGGCGGCCUGCCUGUAAUCCCAGCACUUGAGAGGCAGGGAAAGAGGACAGCCAGGGUGAGCUGGCUAGCUCUAUCAGCCAGUUAGCAAAAGUAGAGCAUGAUGGAAGAAGACACACAGUUCUGAUGUGUGCACACACUUACACAUAUACCUAUACACAAGUGAACACAUGUAGACACUCAUACAUGGGCAAAACUUCAAGGGCAGCAUGCAAGAAGCCUCCUGUUGGUUAAAGACAGCAGCGGCAAGGAGCAGCAGGCCACAGUGACUCCCUCACCCACACAGUGUGUGCCACCGCCCGGGCCAGCUAGGAUAUGUCCCUUUCAGAACUAGUAAACAUCUGCCCAGAGCUCUCAGCAGUGUCUGAGGCCCAGAGAAGUGCCUGUGACUAGGUUUUCAGCUCUGUCUUUCUGGUUCAGAGACACACUCUGAAGGACUCCUGUGCCACACACAGCUCAGGGACCUGGGAUGACGCUGGGCCCCUUGAACACCAGGCUCAGUCUACUACAGGAGCAAUGCCUGGUAUCAGAGAUGCAAAAGAAGGAGAUGAACCUUCACUCAGGUUUGUUUCUGUCCCUAGAGUCAGAGGUCAUGGCUGCAUUUUCCUAUGUAGAAAUGAGAAAUGAGCGUGUUUGUAGCAGCCCAGUGAGCCAUCUCUGUGAGUGAUGUGGAGCCCAUAGCUGAGUCGGAGCAGAUGUGACCAGUGCAGGGGCCGCCUGCUCCUCGGAGCUGACUGACCCCUCGGUACAGAAUUGGGAGGCUACUCCUGGCUAACUCGGGAGUCAGACCCUGCAAACUGCUCCCUGGGGGAGUGUGACUCAUGGCAAGGAAUGCUCAAACUACAGACCUAGACGAGGUGGUUCUGGCUGGCAGUGCUCUGCCAUCUAGCAAAAGUACAAGUCCUCAGGCUGGCAGGGGAAGGCAUUUGCUGCCCAGGCUGGUGACCUAAGUUCAGUCCCCAGGGACCAUAUGAUAGAAGGGAAGAACAGAUUUGUGCAAGUUGUCCUCUGGCCACAUGUGUGCUGUGACAUGUGUCCCCUACACAAUAAAAUAUUUUUCAAAGUA